AUGGUUGCGGCCGGGAUUCUCGUCUUUAGGGACGAUGAAUCCCUCCGUGUCGGUGAAAGAAUUGGUGGUGAACUUCUACGAGCAAUUGAGAAUUCCAAGAUCUACAUUCCCAUAUUCUCCACAAAUUAUGCUUCGAGCCACUGGUGCCUCCGAGAGCUCGCAUACAUGGUCGAGUGCACCUCGAAAUUGAAUGGGAACAAAGAGAUUCUGCCGAUUUUUUUCGACGUGGAACCUAUUGAUGUCAAGCUCAAAACAGACUUAUACAGACAGAAUCUUUCACAGAUCCGGAAGAAGUUUCGCACUGAAGUAAAGUCAUGGGAAAAGGCUCUGAUUGAUGUGAGCAAGAGAAAGGGAUGGAACUUGAAGAAAGAUGAAGGCCAAGGAAAUCUGAUCCAAUCAGUGAUUCAAGCUGUCUUGGCUAAGCUGAAUGUCAGUUAUAAAAAUGUGACUGAACAUUUAGUUGGAGUUGAUGAUCGUGUAGAAGCUAUAAUCAAGAUGUUGGAUGCGAAAUCAGAUAAUGUGCAAUUCCUUGCAAUCCACGGAAUGGGCGGUGUUGGCAAAACUACACUAGCCAAAGUCGUCUUCAACCGACUGUCUUCUCAGUUCCAAGGCUCCAAUUUUCUUUCGGAUGUUCGAGAGUCAUCAGAACGACAUGGCUUGGUAUAUUUGCAAAAACAAUUGUUAUCCAAGUUCCUUGAUUCUCGUUCUGUCAACCAAAUUCAUGAUGUGGAUGGUGGGAUCAACAUGAUUAAGAGGGUACUUUGUAAUAAAAAAAUUCUGAUUGUUCUUGAUGACAUUGAUGAAGAAAAGCAACUGAAAAACCUGGCAGCAAAAGAAAAUUGGUUCGGUCCUGGUAGUAGGAUUGUCGUUACUACUAGAUACAAAAGUGUCCUAAUGAUUGAUGGAGAAUCAACAGGUGAAGGCCCUUCGAAGUCUGCUAAUAUUUCAACUUAUGAAGUACAGGAAAUGGAAUUUCCUCAUGCAAUUAAGCUUUUUAGUAGGCAUGCCUUCGGGAGAGACUCUCCACCCGAUAAUUAUGUCUCCCUUUCAGAAAAAGUCGUCUCCACUUUGGGAAAGCUUCCUUUAGCUCUUGAAGUGACAGGUUCAUCCCUUUCAAGUAAAUCUAAAGAAUUUUGGGUAGACACUUUGAAGAAGCUAGAAAAAGCUCCUUCCAAAGAAGUGCAGAAAACAUUGAUGAUAACUUAUGAAAGGUUAGAUGAUGCACAAAGGCAAGUAUUUCUAGAUAUAGCUUGUUUUUUUGUUAAUGAGGAUAAAACCUACCCUUUCUACAUGUGGGAUGAUUGUCAAUGCUUCCCAAACAAUGCCAUUGAAGUCCUUUGUCUUAUGUCCUUGAUAAAAAUCAAAGAUGGCAAUACUUUUUGGAUGCAUGACCAAGUGCGCGACCUCGGAAGGGCAAUUGUCCGUGAAGAAAAUUUCAAAGAUCCUUGUGAGCGUAGUAGAUUGUGGAAUCAUCGGGAAGCCCCGAGCAUUUUGAAGCAGAAAGAGGUGGCAACUAAACUAAAAGUACUAGAUCUCAGCAAUUGCGAAUACUUAAUGAGAACACCUGAUUUAUCUACAUUGGUGUCCUUGGAGAGAUUGGUUCUUGAAGAUUGUCGCAACUUAACUGAAAUUGACCCAUCCAUUGGUAAAUUAGAGCUCCUAACUACCUUGAACUUGAAGGGAUGUGAUUCUCUUCGACAGUUGCCUGAAGAAAUAGGAUGUCUACAAGCUUUGAAAGAGAUUGUCAUGCCUAAUACGCUACUUGAACUUCCGUGGACGUUUGGUAAUUUGCGGUCAUUGUUGACCCUUGAUGUAUCAUAUAGGGUGAUUAGCAAACUGCCUUACUCGAUUGGAGGGCUAGUGAAACUUAGGCGGUUGAAUUUAUCGGGAUGUACGAAGAUAGAGGAACUCCCAGAACCAUUCGGGGAGUUACAAUCCUUAGUCGAGUUGGAUUUGUCAUCGACAAGUUUGGGUCACUUACCUGAUUCAAUCAGCAAUCUAAAGCAAUUGAAAAUACUAAGGAUGACCCGCAUAAGUCGGAUAACAAAAUUACCAAGUGCGAUUGGGCUGAUGGAGAAGCUUGAAGAGUUAGAUGCUAGUAGAUGUUACAACUUGACUGGCAAAAUCACUAAUGAAAUUGAGAGAUUGUCUUGUUUGAGGAUCCUGGACUUGUCAUACACACUUAUAUCUAGCUUGCCCACCGCAUUGAGUUACCUCUCUAAUCUGCAAAUACUUAAGUUGGAAUCAUGUCCUGAGCUUCAAGGGUUGCCGAAGCUUCCCUCAAAAUUGAUUGUUCUAAAAUGGACCGCUGAUCCUGACAAAUUCUAUGAAGGCAUGAGAUUUACGCAGGCGAGUGCUCUUCCCACUAUUGUCAGUCCCCCAUUAAAUCUGCCGAGAGUAGAGUUCAGCAGCACCAUGCAUGUUCGGGGCCAUCUCCCGUCUAUUUUUAAUUUUUUUCCUGGCCGAAUGCUCCCGUCUAGUUUAAGAGAGUUAGAACUUGGAAAUCUGAAGGUUGAAUCGAGGAAUUUUUCCAAUUUGAAGAACUUGUCAACCUUGCGAUUAGCUAGUUGUGUGAUGUGGGGAUACAUUAGUAAGACUCAUCAUCUGACGCGUGGGCAUGAGUUCCUCAUGAGUGCACUUGAUCUGUCGCCCAUGAAGAAUCUACAAGAGGUACAUUUGCUGGGGUUCAGGUGUUUAGUCGAGCUUUGCGGCCUUGAAGAAUUGGGAUCCCUUUGCUUCUUAUCGAUCGUGGAUUGCAAUUCCAUGGAAAGGAUGUCAGACCUAUCGAAAUUGAGAAAGCUAAGGAAGCUCAGAGUAGGAAAAUGUCCGAAGCUAAAAAGGCUGGAAGGUCUGAACUACUUGGAAUCUUUACAGAAGUUGUGGAUUCACGAUUGCUGGUCGUUGGAGAGUUUGGCCGACACCUCAGAUUUGCAUUUAGAAUGUUCCACAAUUGAACGUUGUGAGUGGUUGCGCAACCGUAACAGUUAUUGUAGAUGUCAUGAUAACAAAGAUUCGGUCGACCACGCUGGAUACGAAGCAGAGGCCGAGAGAGCUCUAGCUACUGCCUGUGUGAAAAUCGGCUUUUGCGAGUGA
Rhodamnia argentea is the source of this 3093-nucleotide messenger RNA. Its product is annotated as disease resistance protein RPV1-like. Lineage: Eukaryota; Viridiplantae; Streptophyta; Magnoliopsida; Myrtales; Myrtaceae. Gene Ontology annotation, biological process: defense response; signal transduction. The record is from RefSeq and is a predicted model, not a curated record. Gene Ontology annotation, molecular function: protein binding; ADP binding. Bases 1 to 3093 code for a protein of 1030 amino acids. The transcript has 4 exons.